CUCAUAGGGAACGGACCAUUCGACAGGUACGACGCAUGCGUACAGAGGCAAUGUUGUUACGAAAGUGAUUAUAUGUUUUUAAUAUAAAUUGAACUUGCACGUUGAAGAAGGACACAAAUACGGCGGCUAUAUGGCAGGAGAAGAUAGGGAGACUCAGACAAAGGGUCUGAGGCUGCUGGGGAUCCUGGAUGUCCAGAACACUCCUUGUGCCAGGGAGGCCAUCCUGCAUGGAGCUGGAGGCUCAGUAGCUGCUGGGCUGCUUUAUUUUCUGGCUACUAGUCGGGUGAAGAGGUCUUUUGAUGUGGGAUUUGCGGGUUUUAUGGUCACCACACUCGGGUCCUGGUUUUAUUGCAGGAUGAACAAUGCUAAGCUCCGUGUGCAGCAGAGGCUGAUACAGGAAGGCAUCAAAAACAAGGUUGCGUAUGAAGGAACUGUUAUGGACCCCACAAAAAAAGGCAAAGCAGAAGCACCUUCAGGCCCCUCGUGACCUCUAGCUCUUUUCCUCUCGGAGGACAAAAGAGAAUGCAGCUAGGCUAAACAGACCUAACAGCGUUUCUCUGAAUUGAUGGACAACAUUAUUAGAAACAUUUCAUGGAUGUUUUUCUGUGUUGGAUUGUUAAGGAGCUCCUUCUCUGUUAUUGAAAUUCCUUCAUAAUCUGAAAGCGCCAAAGCAAGUUAGUUUCAUUUUCCAGUCCCUGACAUGAUGAGUUUGACUCAUUUUCACUGUAUCCUAAUGCUAAACUAAUAAAAGAAGUACUGAUUUUGUUUUAUUUGUUUUAAAAUGAUGAUCAGGUUAAGUUAUUACUGAGGUUUUCUACACAUCAGCCUCUACAUAAUGUAAAAUGGAAACUGCUAGUGUGAAUCUGUUGUUUUAUGUUAUUAAAGCAACAAAAUCAAAAGGUGUAUCAGAAAUGAAGGAAAAUCAGGAUGUACUGGAGUCUUUUCAGUGGUGUUUAUCUGAAUGUGCUGAAUGAAGCGUCUGUGGGAGAAAGUACAGAGCAGCAGGAUUUGUGACUCAGUCUUUAAAUCCACUGUAACCCUGAAGGUUUGAUUAUUUAAUAUAACAGUUACAUGCUUUUGAAAUUAAGAUUAAAAUUAAAAAUCAAAACAAAGGCCUCAUAUAGAAAUUGUAAUUGAUCUUUUUUUAUUAUAAACUUUUCUGUGAUUCAACUAUUAAUAAAAUUACUGUGAGCCUUAAAUUUAGGUUUAGCUUACAUUUUGAGUCUGUUACCAGGGCAACAGUUUGUGAUCCUAGCUUACUGGCAGGUUUUCUUUAUUAAACAGAACUUCUCUCUGACUCCUCUUCUGCAGCUGCAACUGAACCAGCUGACCGAGGCUCUUUUUCAUUUCUGCAGUCACAAAGUUGCCAUUUUGAUAUUAAUUUGUUACUUUUGUUUGUUUAGUUUGCAUCAGGCUGUCAGCCUCUUACUGUAGUGAUCACAUAUGUAUGAAAUUUCAAACAUAUACGAUCUACGAACAAGGUCUUCUCAAGUUACAGCUGAAUUCAACUCAAGAAUCACAUGAAAAAUUUGGUUGACUCCUGCUUUAUUUAUAGAGGUAAAUUGAGUGCAGAUAAAUGCUGACUGAGUGGAGAAUGCUGAUUACGAUGACUCAUUUUCCCUUGUGUAUUAUUUAUUUGUUUCUAUGGGGCUCAUGGUCCACACUCAAACACAUUUAUUUGCCCUUUACAGCUGAAUUAAAACUGAGGUUCUGCAAGCUGA
Messenger RNA from Haplochromis burtoni (Burton's mouthbrooder), 1721 nucleotides. Its product is annotated as cytochrome c oxidase assembly protein COX20, mitochondrial. The transcript has 4 exons. Gene Ontology annotation, cellular component: mitochondrion; mitochondrial inner membrane. The record is from RefSeq and is a predicted model, not a curated record. Lineage: Eukaryota; Metazoa; Chordata; Actinopteri; Cichliformes; Cichlidae. The coding region runs from base 131 to 487 and encodes 118 amino acids. Gene Ontology annotation, biological process: mitochondrial respiratory chain complex IV assembly.